Molecule: messenger RNA, 3096 nt
Organism: Hydractinia symbiolongicarpus
Lineage: Eukaryota; Metazoa; Cnidaria; Hydrozoa; Anthoathecata; Hydractiniidae
Product: proteoglycan 4-like
Exons: 3
Coding region: 554-3025 (823 amino acids)
Source: RefSeq, a predicted model, not a curated record
UUCAUAUUUCUUUUAAAACAAUUUUAUAAGAACAGUGGCAAGGCUAAAAUAUAAAUAAUUUUUCCUAUUUUUCUGUCAAAAGGGAACAUGGAGAACCAUCUUUCAAAGUAGAAAUUUUAGUAGUAUCUUUUGUGGAAAUUUAGAAAAUUUGUAUAUAUGCGUAGAUUUUUGGUUACUUCCUUGGGGAAAUUUCCUGGUUAAUAUAUAAAGAAGGGUAUGAAGACAAGAAAACUCACUCAAUCAAAAUAUUAUUUUAUCUCUCUUUUCUGUUGCUGUCAUGUAAAAUAUAUUAAACUUUUUUUCUGCAAUCAGCACAAUUAUCACAAAGCUUAGAAACAGGUGAUUUUACGCUUCAUUUAGCCUCAACAUUUUUUUGACUUCCAUUCAGCAUGAUAGAAAAGCUUGCCGGUUGAGGCAAAAGCAUAUGAAAAAGACAGCUAGAUCAUACAUUGUUUGAACGCCAGAAAAAGUGCAAAAUAAAUCAAAGAAUUAUGUGUUAUUGGGCUUGUCUAAAUUACAGUAGAUUAUACAGAAUGUGGUAAAAUUACUGAAAAUGAAUAUUCCAUUAACUUUUGCUCUGCUUGCUUCACUCACGUUAACAAUAGAAACAAGACAUCAAUAUGCAGGAAGACACAAAGAGAUAAGUCAGGUACCACGAUUUGUUAUUCCCUCAAAAUCUGAAGAAACAGUGCAGAAACCUAGUGGACUUCCUGCUCCUGAAGUAAUAAACAUUGUCAAAAAGUCUGGAAGCAUUAAGGGGUCUGCUUUACCGGGAGCUUUUGGAGAAGACGAUGGGUUAGGAGACAUUUUUGAAGAAAGCGGUAGUGGCAGUGGAAGCGGUAGUGGUGAUGUUAAACCACUGCAUCAAGUUAAACAUGACAUUCAUCACGACAAGACAGCUGAGAAUGCUGCAAAUUUCGGAAACAACGUAGCACCAAAAGUUGGGAUCAACCCAUCAAGUGCGUUUAUUACUAUUGAACCUAAUCAUAAAGGAUUUAAAGGAGGCGACGCCACCAUAGAACACAAACAAAAACAGGGAAUAAAGAAACAUAAAAAGCCUAAAGUUGUUAAGAAGAAGAAAAAGAAAGCACAUAAAAAAACAAAAGCUUUUAAAAAAGAGAAGUUGAUUAUUAAGAAAGAAAAAUCUGAUACAAAGAAAAUAAAUAAACCCGAUAUAAAAGUUAAAAUCGCGGCUAAAAAUUCUGAGAAAACAGAGUCAGAAAUAAAAAAAUAUAAAAAAAAGAAUAAUGAUGAUGACGACGAUGAUGAUGGUGAUGAUGAUUCGGGGCAUCAAAAAGACAAAUAUAUUAUGUCGCAAAUUCAAAAUAUUGCAAAACAGAUUGAUGCUGUGGAAAGGAAAAGAGCUCAGGAAGGAAAAACUAAAAAAGAGAAAAAUAGCAAAGUUAAAACGAAGAUGUCAACUGCCAUAGACAAACUUGAAAAAGACAUUUCGAAGUUUCGAUUGAGUAAAGAGACCGUCUCAACAAAAAACACGGUUGACAAUAAACACAAAUUAAAUGGUAAUAGUUCCCAAACAAUGGGUAAUGCAACUGAAAAGUAUGGAGCUGAUGAAACGGCACAGACUUCUGGUUACGAGGAAGUACCAGAAGAUCUAAGUCUACAGAAACAUGUUGUAAAUCAUGGUGAAGCUGGGGGUCCUGAAGGCUUUCAAUGUCCGUGGGUGUGCUACUGGACCUGUCACUCUUACUGCCCAAAAGAUUGCUGUAACAACCCGUUUAAAUGCCACCCUCAGUGCAAAGAAUUCUGCACACCAUAUUGUAAAGAUAAAUGCUGCGCUCCAGGAGCAAGACGUCUGCCAAAACUAGCACUGACAUUUCGGACGAAAGCUGAAACGGGGCAAAAACCGGAACAGCAUCUUAAUCAAACAAUGGCAACGGAGAAGAAUAAACAACAGGCUCGCACCGAAUCUUCAGAGAUUGCAAGUGAAAUCGAAGCCUUAAAACAAGCCAGUACAUUUGCAGCUCAAGCUCUUGGCUUACCGAACAGCUGUCCUAUAUUUUGUCCACGUAUUUGCACCCCAGGCCUGUGUAAAGCUGAGUGUUGUAAUAGAAAUAAAUUACCAGCAACUGCAGAAACAAAACAAGCGCCAUAUAUUAGUCCAGCAAGACCGAUUCCACCACAUAUUGAACCUGUAGUAAAUUCAGCAGCUCUGAAAGUUCAAACGUUUUCUUCAACGCAAGGAAGACAAGCACCUUUACCUCAAAUGCCUGCUCAGCCAGCACAGACAACCAAAAUAUAUCCUGCAGCUCCCGCCGCACCAGUGCAAAGUGCUAAGACGAACCAAGCACUUUCAACACCCGCAUCUGCACCGGUUCAAACUGCUAAGGCUCCUCCGCCAUCGGCUCAAGCAUUACCUGCACCAUCUACUGCUGCUGCGCAACAGUCUGUACCACAAGCGUCUGUAGUACCACAAAAUCCUUCAAUUUUAACACUUCCUUCAGUACUGUUGCCCUCAGAACCCGCUGUAGCAGUUCCUGCGGCUCCCGGUGCUCCAAUUGCGACAGCAGUAAACAAUGAACCAGUCGGAUCCGUUGAACCAAGCCAACAAACUGAAUCAUUUUUGCCAGAAUCAGCUACAAAUCAAGCCCUGCCUGCCCAAACAUUUAGUGAAAGUCAAGAAGUGCCUAUAAAGCAAACUGAAGUGGGCAAACAAGAAGCACAAAUUGUACCAUCUGUUGAAUCAAAUGAAUUAGCACCCGCCGAAGCUACAAGUCAAACAACAGAACCUGAGUCUGCCACUCAUAUACAGGUGCCUACAACAAAUAUCCAAUUACCACCAUCCUCAAAUACUGCAGAGCACAGUGCGAUAGAACAAGCAGCAGGGAUUUUGCCCGCUGCGCCAUCUACACAAACAUUUUAUUGUCCAACACCAAUCAAUUGUCCUGAGGGUGCAGUGGUUGAUCCAGAUUAUUGUCCACCAAUUUGUCGAACGGCUUGCAUUGAACAAUGUCCAAAUGAAUGUUGUCCAAACAAUGGACGUCCAGUUGUACAGCCCAAACAUUAGUACUCGUAGUUCAUAUUUUCUCUUUGUAAAUUCGUAUAUUUUUGAUAUUGUGUAUGCAUUACACCACUUUA